Nomascus leucogenys (northern white-cheeked gibbon) is the source of this 1249-nucleotide messenger RNA. RefSeq names its product hepatitis A virus cellular receptor 1 (gene HAVCR1). Gene Ontology annotation, molecular function: phosphatidylserine binding; virus receptor activity. Gene Ontology annotation, cellular component: cell surface. The record is from RefSeq and is a predicted model, not a curated record. Lineage: Eukaryota; Metazoa; Chordata; Mammalia; Primates; Hylobatidae. Gene Ontology annotation, biological process: positive regulation of mast cell activation; phagocytosis, engulfment.
UCCCAUAAUGCAUCCUCAAGUGGUCAUCUUAAGCCUCAUCCUACAUCUGGCAGAUUCUGUAGCUGGUUCUGUAAAGGUUGAUGGAGUGGCAGGUUCGUCUGUCACACUACCCUGCCACUACAGUGGAGCUGUCACAUCCAUGUGCUGGAAUAGAGGCGCAUGUUCUUUAUUCACAUGCAGAAUUGGCAUUGUCUGGACCAAUGGAACCCACAUCACGUAUCAGAAGGACACACGCUAUAAGCUAUUGGGGGACCUUUCAAGAAGGGAUGUCUCUCUGACUAUAGAAAAUACAGCUGUGUCUGACAAUGGCGUAUAUUGUUGCCGCGUUGAGCACCGUGGGUGGUUCAAUGACAUGACAAUCACCGUAUCAUUGGAGAUUGUGCCACCCAUGGUCACGACUACUCCAGUUGUCACAACUGUUCCAACCGUCACGACUGUUCGAACGAGCACCACUGUUCCAACGAGCACCACUGUUCCAAUGACAACGACUGUUUCAAUGACAACGAGCGUUCCAAUGACAACGAGCAUUCCAAUGACAACAAGUGUUCCAAUGACAACAAUGGUCUCUACCUUUGUUCCUCCAAUGCCUUUGCCCAGGCAGAACCAUGAACCAGUAGCCACUUCACCAUCUUCACCUCAGCCAGCAGAAACCCACCCUACGACACUGCAGGGAGCAAUAAGGAUACAACCCACCAGCUCACCAUUGUACUCUUACACAACAGAUGGGAAUGACACCGUGACAGAGUCUUCAGAUGGCCUAUGGAAUAACAAUCAAACUCAACUGUCCCCAGCACAUAGUCUACAGACGGCCAACAUCACUAAAGGAAUCUAUGCUGGAGUCUCUGUUUCUGUUUUGGUGCUUCUUGCUAUUUUGGGUGUCAUCAUUGCCAAAAAGUAUUUCUUCAAAAAGGAGGUUCAACAACUAAGUGUUUCGUUUAGCAGCCCUCAAAUUAAAGCUUUGCAAAAUGCAGUUGAAAAGGAAGUCCAAGCAGAAGAAAAUAUCUACAUUGAGAAUAGUCUUUAUGCCACGGCCUAAGACCCAGUGGUGCUCUUUGAGAGUUUACACCCAUGACUGCAGAAGACUGAACAGAUAUCAGCACAUCAGACAUCUUUGAGACCCCAAGACAACUUUUCUGUUUCAGUUUCAUCUGGCAUUCCAACAUGUCAGUGAUACUGGGUAGAGUAACUCUCUCACUCCAAACUGUGUAUAGUCAACCUCAUCAUUAAUGUAGUCCUAAUUUUUUAUGCU